ACUGAAAAGGAUUGAGGAGAAACUAGCAGUAAGUAGUUUUAUUUUAGAUUUAUUUAAAAUUUCUGUGGUGCUUUGUAGGUAUCCAUCCUGGUUUAAUGAAAAAAAUUAACAAUAAAUUAAUAAUUUUAAAACAUUUCUUCCCAAAAUUUUAUCACUCUACUUACCUGGGUAAUGUAAUUUAUUUACAAUCUAUGUCCUUGGAAGAAAAAAUUUCAUAAUAAUAAUUAUAGAAUUAAUUGCAUUUUGAUCUCUAUUUUUAACCUUUAAAAACACCCUAACCCCUAACCUGGUAAUUGAAUGGGCCUAGCAUUUUCUGUCUACUAAAAAAAAAAUGGCCCUGUCAUGUUUAAAAACUCUGUAAACUUAUUGUUUGAGAAAUAUGUAUUUUAUACUUCAUUUAUUUUUUCAUGAAUAUUUUGCAUUUGCAUCUCCUUGGUGCUUCACUGCUCUAAACAUGCAAUAAAUAAAUAACUUUAUUUUAUAGAAAAUAGAACCACAAGUCUCCCUUGCAUUUUUGUUGUACAAAUAUUACAAUUGUGCCAUCCCUUCAUUAGGUACCUGCUUUCAAAGAGUGUAAACUUGCACAGUCCAUUUCAAUUAAUGGGGAUUGUAACUUUGUACAUUUGUUGUUGUUUUUUUUCUCUUAAGGCUAAUAAAACAGUUCAUUACCAAGUAUUUGCUACCAAUUUAUCCCACUCCUGAGGAGAAGGUAACUUGAACAUUUUAGCUUAUUGGCCUAUUUUAUUCUUGAAAGAAAUGUGUUUUAAAAUUUGUUUCAACAAGGAAGUGUAAUUUUUGUUUAUCAAUGAAAUUAAUGACUAUUCUAUUACAUAUGACAUACACCAAAUUAUUGAAGCAAACAAACCUUAUAAGGCUUGGAAGAUCUGAUUUAUAACAUUUUCUUACAGAAAAAAAACACAGAUGGCCUGAGAGAUCUCAGGAACUCAUCAGCUUUUGGGUUAAUCAUUCUCAACCUUCUGUGGAUGGCCCUUAAUUUCAUGUUCCAGUGUACACAAGCUGGGCGUAUUUCUUUUGACUAUUCAUUUGGUGGCAAAACCUACCAAUUUGAGGUAAACUUUUUUUCUUUUGUGCUGGAGAUUUAGGGGUUUUCCCUACAAAUUUUACGUGUAACAAAUUUAAUGUUAAUAAAGUAAAUUCUCCAUUUGGUAUUUUCAUGUCGGCAAACUGUUUCUGAUUAUAGCUUAACCAGUAAAAUGGAUUUGUUUGUUCCCGCUACCAGGAAAGUAUCCUUGGCUUUGCCUUUGUGGCUCUUCUGUUACUGCUUUUGAUCUUACAAAUGAUUCGAAUGUUGAUGCACCGCAUGAGCACAUUACAGCACCUUCUGGCCAUCACAGAGAUUAGAAUAAGGUAGGACCCCAAGAAAUGUUGCCAGUAUGGCAAUUCCUAAAUGUUAUUCAUUAACAAAGCAAAUUUAAUUUAUUUGUUAUUCAAUUUUAAAUCUGCUUAAAUUUUUAUGUAAUAAACUGUUGAUGCUACUGAAAAUAUAAUUUUAAAAAAUGGCUCUAGACUCUUAGAUGAACUUUCUUAGCAACUUUUUUUUUUACUAAUCAAGGAAUUUUAUUUUAAUGUUUUUCUGGCCAUGAAACUUCAUCAUUUCAUAUAAGUAAAAAAAAAACUAAAUUUUUUAAGCAGAAAGAAUUGCAAGGAUUUUUGUGAUCUUUACCUGGAAGCUGAAAAAAAAUUCAAAUUCUUUUUAAACAUGAAUAAUUGUUUAUUUCUUUCAUUUUACUAAAUUUCAUUCUGUGUCCUCAAAAGAUUUAAAUAUCACUGCAUAACUUUUUAUCGGAUAGGAAAGGCAAAAGGAAAGAUGCAUCCGUGGCACGAAAUAGAGAAGAUGCCAUCAGGCAAAUCAAAGCAGUUUUGCAGAUUCCUUCCAUGAUUGAUAAUGGUGCUUUCACUACACCACCAGCUAUAGCUGAGAAAAACAAUAAACUUGGGGUCACUUUUAUCGGGGCAUCAAAUAAAGGAUCAGUUGGACUAGGUUAGUUUUUCUGAGGCAAUAAAGGAAUGAAAGUUAAUUGUAUUACAAGGGGAAAGUGUGCAAGGGGCUUUUAGGGGACUUUAGGAAGAAGAGUGGUUCUUUUAUUUUCACUCAUUAUUUUAAAGUCACACCCGAAAAUUAUGAACAUUUCUUGACUAGCAUACAUUUUGUAGACUCAAACACAAGCUAUAUUGUAUAGAAGGACCUCCUUUUGUGAUAACGGCUGACCUUUUUAUCAGGCUGAUCUAUACCAACAGUUGGAAACUUCAGCCUUUUGUUUGCUAACAAACUGGAAAAAAAACGGCAGAUAUAUUCAUUUAAAAGAAAACACUUUAAAAUAACAAUUAAAAACAAAGUUGCCGCUCAAGGCCAACCAUUAAAAAUAAAUCUGUGUUCAUAUCAACAGGCAAAGUGACCAAUGAUGAAAGGUUCACCUAUGAACUGGGAAAGUCUUUGAAACAUUUUGGAAAUAUAAGGAAUUCCUCUAAAGAGGUCGUGCUGGACAGGAGGAAUAAGCAAAUCUUGUCAAGUGCACGGAGGCGAAUGAUGGGUGGUACAGUCAAGCAGAAGUGAGUUGUUUAUUCAUUCCUAUUCUUGUUCUGUCCAAUUUUUACUAGGGGGAGGCAUUGCAGGGAGGUGCAGUUGGCUGCAUCCCAGAAGGUUUGAGGCCUGCUGAAGGUUUAUGUUGUUAACUUUGAGGGUGUCCUUACCACAUCCCAUAUGCCAAUGGUGUGGUCUUCCUCUGGUCCCAAAACCGGAGGGCCUGUGUUGUAGGCUUGUAAUCCAGGCUGAUUGACAGGUAUUCUGACCAGAUGGCUAAAUUAAUAAAUUCAUUGUAGGGCCAUUUACUAGCUGACUUUUGUGGCACCAACCAUUUGUCUUAUAUCCUGGUUCCGAAUGUGGUCCCUUCUCCUUUUACCAGUUGACAUCUCAUCUCGCGGUGGAAGAUUCAUUUCCUCAAGAGUGGUAUGCAUAGUCCAGUUCUCGUGUCUGUUAUGACAUGUAACAAGUGCUUCUAAUCAGACUGCUGCAUGUUUGAUUUAAUAUCAACCAUGUUUGAGCUUAUUGAAAUGCACCUGAGACAGCAGACUUAAUGGUUGCAGCUUAGUUUUCAGUAGAUUUUCAAAAGAUAUUUUGUUUGCAUCUCCAUCUAUAUCUUUUAAGAAAUUGUUUAUCAACCAUGUUUGAGCUUAUUGAAAUGCACCUGAGACAGCAGACUUAAUGGUUGCAGCUUAGUUUUCAGUAGAUUUUCAAAAGAUAUUUUGUUUGCAUCUCCAUCUAUAUCUUUUAAGAAAUUGUAUAAAGGGAAAAACUAUUUUUCCACUUUCAGGAUUAAUGAGAUUGACCCAGACCUGGCUAAAUCAUUCAGACCUUUGCUGCCUCCUCGCGGCAGCAAGAUCAACCCACCCAGUUUAAUGCAGGCUAACAACUUCGGAUUCACUACCAAAGAGCUACAUGAUGCAAACUUAUCCACCUUGAAUUUGAUAGAGUCUUCAGAGCGAGCACGUGACUUUGAAGGUGUGGGCGCUAUGGGUAGAACUCUGCUACAGAAAACUAAAAUCAUCAAUGAAGUAGCUGAUUCAUUUAGCACUGGUUCUUCAUCCUUACAUUGGACUCAUUCAGAUGUUGGCGGCCGGAAGAGACCCUCUUACACCAGGAAUAACAAUUUUCAUAGUCGGUCAGUUCGGUUGUAACUUAACUGUAUUUAUGUUAAUGUUUGUCUUACUCCAGGCUUGUUUACAGCAACCCAUUUGCAAUGGAAGUGAUCUGCUUAAUGGAAUCUUUGAGAAUGGAUAGGCAUCAUUUUUAAAUACCGGUAUAGAAAUUUGUAUUUCAUUUUAUAACAUCUGUAUGUCAUGAAUAGGGCAAAAUAGGAAAGAUACUACCAAACAGAAUCUUUUAAAAGAAGGGGAAACAAAUCUACUACAUGGCUUUACCAAAUGAUUUGCCUUUUACCAGAUCCCAAUUUAAAUUUCUCCAUCCCUCAUCUGUCCAACAACAAGGUUUUCAUCCAUUUAUAGAUUUUUGAAGACCCCCUAUAUUUAACAACAAAAUUAUAGAUAAAGUAAUAUUUGUUCGUAAUAGAUUUAUUUUAAGACUACGUAAAUUAUUUCAGCAACAACUUGUUAAACUCAAAU
Molecule: messenger RNA, 4140 nt
Organism: Lymnaea stagnalis (great pond snail)
Lineage: Eukaryota; Metazoa; Mollusca; Gastropoda; Lymnaeidae
Source: the annotation of a GenBank genome assembly